This is a messenger RNA of Ostreobium quekettii, 669 nucleotides long. The record is from the annotation of a GenBank genome assembly. NCBI's taxonomy places the organism in Eukaryota, Viridiplantae, Chlorophyta, Ulvophyceae, Bryopsidales, Ostreobiaceae.
AUGCUGCGCAGCGGCGCCUGGGCUCUCGCCCACGCCCUCCGCCGGUCCCGCGCCGCCGGCGGGCCCCUGCGGGCCUUCACGGCGUCCGGGCCGGCGCGCGAGGACGAGGCCGCAAAAAAGGUGGACAAGGAUGCCUUCCUGGAGUCCUUCGUGAAGCUGGCGCCCUCCACCAUGAACCCCCCGCACUUCUCCAUAGACUGGCAGAAGGAGAAGGGGGAGAAGGAGGCGGAGGCCCCGGCGGCCGGCGUCCCCACCAAGCUGAAGCUCAACUUCUACAUGCCCAACGGCGUGCUCUGCAAGGGGGAGGAGGUAGAUUUGGCACUGAUCCCUGCCGUUACCGGAGAUUUUGGAGUCAUGCCAGGGCACGUGCCCACAGUUGCGCAGCUUCGGCCUGGCAUCGUGGCGGUCCACAAGGAAAUGGACAAGGAUGUGAAGAAGUACUUCGUCAGCAGCGGCUUUGCCUUUGUCCAUGCCGACUCCACAGCGGAUGUGUGUGCGGUUGAGGCAGUUCAGGUUGAGGACCUUGACCCAGAGGCCGUGAAGGCUGGCCUUGCGGAGUACACAGCAAAGUUGGGCGCUUUGCAGGGAAAGGGGGACGACUAUGAGAUCGCUGCUGCUCAGAUCGGACUUGAGGUGUACUCGGCGAUGAAUGCUGCAAUCCCUUCGUAG